Messenger RNA from Malassezia globosa CBS 7966, 2085 nucleotides. RefSeq lists its product as uncharacterized. The coding region runs from base 1 to 2085 and encodes 694 amino acids. The record is from RefSeq and is a predicted model, not a curated record. The transcript has a single exon. Gene Ontology annotation, cellular component: cytosol; peroxisomal membrane. Gene Ontology annotation, molecular function: protein binding. Gene Ontology annotation, biological process: protein import into peroxisome matrix, docking. NCBI's taxonomy places the organism in Eukaryota, Fungi, Basidiomycota, Malasseziomycetes, Malasseziales, Malasseziaceae.
AUGGCGUUCCAAUCCAUGAUCUCGGGCGCAGAAUGCUCGACGUCUAACAAUACAUUGUCGCAAUUUUUGAAGCAUACGCAAACAGAUCGCUCACUUCAGCAAGAUGCUAUGAUCGGUCCCACUGGCAUAUCGGCACGACCCGGGUUCCGUACACGCCCACCGCCACCCGCUGGUGUUCAAGACGUGGACAAAUUCUCCCGGCAGAGAGAAACUCCGAGAGCACCAGUCUUCGAUAUGCAUGCCAUGCACGCAGAAAUGGAGGCACUUCAUGCGCGCAUGCCACCACAGGUUCGAUCGUCGCCCAACGCUUGGGCGCAUGAACUGCAACAGCAACAAAAACAGCCCCAGCCUCCUCUAGAUCCAAGGAUCGCACACCAGCUAUCAGCACCGCAUCAAAUUGACUCUGGCCCAUCGUGGGGAAAGGAAUUUCAUGCUGACCUGUCAAGAAUGACUGAAAUGCGAGGUACCCGCGGCGAUACCAUGUCUUUGCGCGCGCCUGUGGGUGGGGGCAUGGGCGUCGGCAUGAAUAUGGGUAUGGGCAUGUAUGGAGUAGGACAGAGCGGCAUGUUCUUGGGUCACGGCAUGCUUUCCAAUAUGUCCCGCCCAGAGGCGCACGCCAACAAUCCGAGAGUCGUGGAACUCGAUCAUGCCAAAUGGGAUGAACAAUUUCGCCGCUUGGAAGAGGCCGACGCUGAGGCUCAGGCAGAAUUGCCGUCCCAGACGGAUUCAUCAAGUAGAGACCAAAUGCGCGAGCCUGAUGACAACGAGGCAUUGGCAUUAAAGGAGCUGCGUGAAAUGGAAGCGCGUCUUCGCGACGAAGUGCAGGAUGAAAAUCCUCGCUUCGAAGAAUUGUGGAAUGCACUCAAGGAUCCAAGUCUGCUGGAGAAGUCGGAUGACCUGGCCAAAUGGGAGGAGCAGCUGAUGGAGGCUGUCGCUGCGGAAGACCCGAUCAAUUCGACACAUCCCGGAGGUGGUCUGGGCCCCGGCGUCCUGGGUCUCGAAGAAGAAGAUGGACUCGGUGAAGCAGAAGCCUUACUGAGAAACGAGCUCAACGAGAUGGACGAGAGUGGCUUCCCGACGCUUGGUGCGUAUGAAUUUGAGGCAAACAAUCCAUUCGCGACGCAUCCCGCACCCUACGCCGAGGGUAUUCGCCUUGUGGAAAAUAAUGGCAACUUGACCGAUGCCACGCGUCUCUUCGAAGUCGCAACACAGCGCGAUCAAGACAACAUUUCCACCGAUGAAAUUGAUCGAACACGCGCAGAAAAGUCACGAGCAUGGCAAAAACUUGGCGAAACACAUGCAAUGAACGAGCACGAGGAAAAGGCAAUUCAGGCCCUGGUCCAGGCACUGAACAUUGAUGCGUCGAAUCUCGGGGCACAUCUCUCUCUGGCGGUCUCGUACAUCAACGAAGGGUAUGACCAAGCUGCCAAUGCGACACUACUCAAGUACAUGGCGCGCUCACGCCCGCAUCUCGCUCCGUCCAAUAACUUCCCGCCACUUGAAACGGAGCGCACGGAUCCUUGGGCACGUCUCAAUUAUGUGCGUGAUUUGUUCUUGAAGGCUGCCCGCGAAGAUGCAGCGCACGGUGUGAUGGAUCCCGAAAUCCAGGUGGGAUUGGGCCUGCUGUUCUAUUCAACCUCGAGCUACGAGCAGGCCAAAGACUGUUUCCAGGCCGCACUCGAGUCUCGUCCGAAUGAUUGGCAGUUGUGGAAUCGCCUCGGCGCCACGCUGGCCAAUGGUGGCAAUUCUGAGCUCGCCACGGAGGCAUAUCACCGUGCCUUAGAACUGCGCCCAUCUUUUACACGAGCAAUCUAUAAUCUCAGUGUCUCAUGUAUGAAUCUCGGCGCUCAUCACGAGGCUGCCGAACAUCUAUUGUCUGCUCUCGCGUUGCAGCGUUCACAGUCCGUGCCUGACACGCCGGCUUCUACAACGAUGCCACCGCCACUUUCGCAUGCCAGAGAGAGCGAAAGCCUGUGGAACACGCUGCGGAGCAUUAUGACUGUUAUGAAUCGCAUUGAUCUUGCGAAUCAGUGCCAUGUCGGGUCUGACUUGCAUGUGUUCCGCCGUGCUGGCUUUGAGUUUUAA